This is a messenger RNA of Alternaria rosae, 1222 nucleotides long. RefSeq names its product formyltetrahydrofolate deformylase. Gene Ontology annotation, biological process: 'de novo' IMP biosynthetic process. The record is from RefSeq and is a predicted model, not a curated record. Lineage: Eukaryota; Fungi; Ascomycota; Dothideomycetes; Pleosporales; Pleosporaceae. Bases 74 to 1156 code for a protein of 360 amino acids. Gene Ontology annotation, molecular function: formyltetrahydrofolate deformylase activity. The transcript has a single exon.
GUGUCAAGCACGGCAUCAAGAAAACGCCAUUCCGCGCUCAGAUCUCACAAAAAAAGAUCCAAUUGUCAUAGACAUGUUUCUCCGACCAGCGCGCACCUGCACACGGGCACUCCACACAUCAACCCGCGCAAUCACGGCCCGGCCGUCCAUAAACCCACCAAACGACGCUUUCCGAAACCGGCAAAACCUAGUUCCCAAAUUUUCGACAAAACAGUCAUCAUUGCAAUUGAGCAGCAGGCGAUUCAUAGCAACCUCAGUACCCCGACUUCAACAACUCGGCUCCGCAGAACGGAUUUCAACAUCCAAAAUGGCAGGCGACGAUCACUACCUCACGCUCUCAUGCCCAGAUAAGGCAGGCAUCGUGUACGCCGUCACGGGCCUACUGGCAAAGGAAAACCUCACGAUUCUCGAUCUUCAGCAAUUCUCCGACCCAGACUCCAAGACUUUCUUCAUGCGUGUGCAUUUCGGCCAUGCAGCAGAUGUCUCAGCGCUACAAGAAAGCAUGAGGAAGCUCGCUUCCGAAAUGAGCAUGACAUACCAGAUCCAACGCGUAGACUCCAAGCCCAAAGUCCUCAUUAUGGUGUCAAAGAUUGGACACUGCCUCAACGACCUCUUGUUCCGCGUCAAGUCUGGCCAACUCAAAGUCGAGGUUCCAAUCAUUGUGUCCAACCACCCCGAGUUCGCGGAGCUGGCAAAGAACAACGGCAUUGAAUUCCACCACCUUCCUGUGACCAAGGACACCAAGGAGAAGCAGGAGACGCAGAUUCUGGAUCUCAUCAAGCAACACAACAUCGACCUUGUUGUUUUGGCGCGCUACAUGCAAGUCCUCUCACCGCGCUUGUGCACGGAGAUGUCGGGAAAGAUUAUAAAUAUUCAUCACUCUUUCUUGCCUUCGUUCAAGGGCGCGAAACCAUACCACCAGGCCUACGAGCGUGGUGUUAAGAUUAUCGGUGCGACCGCGCAUUUCGUUACUGCGGAUCUGGACGAGGGACCAAUCAUUGAACAGCGCGUUGCGAGGGUCGACCAUGCGUUGAGUCCCAAGGAGUUGGUGGAGGAGGGUAGUAAUGUCGAGAGCCAGGUUCUGGCUGCGGCGGUCAAAUGGUGGAGCGAGAAGAGGGUGUUUUUGAACGGUCAAAAGACCGUUGUGUUCAACUAGAGUGUGCCAUUAAGAGUCGACGAAAAGCAAUGUAAAUACAAACAUAUGUGUGAUGAGAAGUCCUGA